AUGGAUGGUCGUUCCCGCGCCGGCGCGGGCCCGGGGCUGCUCCCGAAGGUGCAGUUCGCGGCGUUCGUGAGGCGGCACGGGCGGCGGUACUCCGGGCCCGAGGAGUACGCGCGUCGGCUGCGCGUGUUCGCGGCCAACCUGGCCCGCGCGGCGGCGCACCAGGCGCUGGACCCGACCGCGCGCCACGGGGUCACGCCCUUCUCCGACCUCACGCGGGAGGAGUUCGAGGCGCGCCUCACGGGCGUGCGCGCCGGCGGGGACGUCCAGCGGCUCGUGAUGAGUGGCGUGCCGGCCGCCCUGCCGGCCGCGCAGGAGGAGGUGGCGCGGCUCCCUGUCAGCUUCGACUGGCGCGACAAGGGCGCCGUCACCGGCGUCAAGAUGCAGGGCGCGUGUGGGUCGUGCUGGGCGUUCACCACGACGGGCGCGGUGGAAGGCGCCAACUUCCUCGCCACAGGGAAGCUCCUCGACCUCAGCGAGCAGCAGCUGGUCGACUGCGACCACACCUGCAGCGUGGUGGCGCAGAACGAGUGCAACAACGCCCCUACUGGAUCAUCAAGAACUCGUGGGGGAAGCAGUGGGGGGGAGCACGGGUACUACCGCCUCUGCCGCGGCAGCAACGUCUGCGGCGUUGACAGCAUGGUCUCCGCCGUCGCCGUGGCGCCGGCGCCGUGA
Molecule: messenger RNA, 672 nt
Organism: Miscanthus lutarioriparius
Lineage: Eukaryota; Viridiplantae; Streptophyta; Magnoliopsida; Poales; Poaceae
Source: the annotation of a GenBank genome assembly